Schistosoma intercalatum is the source of this 1982-nucleotide messenger RNA. The record is from the annotation of a GenBank genome assembly. NCBI's taxonomy places the organism in Eukaryota, Metazoa, Platyhelminthes, Trematoda, Strigeidida, Schistosomatidae.
AUAAAUGUGUUAAGCUUUAUUUAUGGUGCAAUAUGUAAUGCAAUAUGUGAGAAUGCAGUCAUUUAUUUUGUAGUGGAUAAUGACUACAAUGUCGCUUCCAUAAAUAGAAUGCUAUUACUAUUAUAUAGUUCACUGUGGCACACAGAGGAAAAUAAAAAAGACACAUCAUUGUUUCGAUCACCCAACCCACCAUUAAUGGAUAAAAUAAAACUGAUUUACAAAAAUCGUAAAUUGUGGGAAAGUUACUCCUUAUCACUAACACUGGAUAGGUUUAGUGCAUUUCGCAGAAAGUUUGAUAAGGUCAUUGUAUUUGGAGAUUGCCCUGAUAGUAUUGCAAAAUAUGUUGUGAAUUACCGAGCAAACAUUGGUCCUAUCAAGGCUAUUUGGAAUAAUCUUAGUGGGAACGAUAAAUGGUGCACUUCAUUCCCAAUGACGGGAUGGAUUGAAUUGAAAGGAUUAGUAGAUAAUAUUUUCAAAUAUUUAUCGUUACCGGAUGACAAAUGUUUAGUAGAACAAAUCGAUAAAAUUGAUGAAACUUACAAACUGAAUUCCAUGUUUGACCUACCUCUUCAAAUGAACCUAUCAAGUGAGCAACAAGGUCACAAUAAACUUUCUCAAAUAAAAUCAUCUCAAGACAGUUUCUGCCGCGUGUAUAUAUCAUCAUCUUACAUUGACAUGCAUGCGGAACAUGAUCUGAUUUACCAUACUUUAGUGCCAAAUUUGUGUCAAAAUGUUGCACAAACGUGCAGUACUUGCCUUGAUCUAGUUGAUCUACGUAUUGGUGUUCCUGAAUCAAUCACCCGUAGUCUCAUAGCUUUGGAAAUGUAUUUGAAACAAGCAGCAGCCUCUGAUAUAUUUAUCCUGUUAUUGGGUGAUAAAUAUGGUUGGGUUCCUGAUGAAUCGUUAGUUAGAGCAUUGCCUGAUUCACUUCUAGCUGAAGUCAAUAAAUUUUACAAGCUUGGAAUGUCUGUCACAGAAAUGGAAUAUCAUAUGGUGAAACUAGCUGCCGUAAAUAAAUUGUCCAGAUCAAGUUUCAACAUGUUUCCUUCUACAGUGUUCGUAUUCAUUCGAGAUUUUAAUACAAGUGACAUACCGAAUGAAUAUGGACAAAUAUUUCGUGAUCACGAUCCAGUCAAUCUUCAUCACCUCGAUGCGUUCAAACAACUCUUACUGAAUGAUGGAGUUUCUAUCCUCAGUUAUUCUGCUCGAUUCAUUGGUGUAAUUGAUGACCGUCCGAUGAUGGGAAAUCUAGAUAACUUUGCAAAUCAAUUUAUAUCAACACUAGAAUCAACGCUUAAGAGAUUAUAUUACAACCCUGUAAAUGACGCUAUUAAGUCGCCAAUGGUUACGUCGUCUGAUGAUAAUGAUGAAUUGAUAGAUAUUUCAGAAUGUUUUGCAACUUAUGUGAAUCCAAUAGCUUGUAAUAUAUCACCACGACAUUUGUUAAAUAUACAACAUGCCUUUAAAACAAUGAUUGGAAAAUGUGUUCCGACUUAUUUCACUGGCCAACAUACAAAAUCUGAUGAAUCUUCAAAUACAACUUCUAAGAACGUGAGAAUUGAAGAUAGAACCUCAAAUGAUCAAAACGAAAAUGGAGGGAUUUUAGUCAUUACUGGAAGUCCUGGAAGUGGAAAAACUGUUCAUCUGGCUGCAUUAGCAAUGUCGUUGGCUACAAGUGAUCAUCAUUCUACUUUGAUGAGCUCGAAAGAUUAUACUCGAUCAACAAGUACCACACGGAAACCAAUGUCAAACAGUCAAUCAUUGGCAAAGUAUCAAAUUUUAAUUCAUUUUACAAAUGGUAUACCGAGUACAGGUUUACCAUCAUGUAAACAAUUGUCUAAAGUGCUUGAUCAUUGGAUCAAAUGUCUAGCUGCCCAAUUACAGAGUUUAUUCAGUUCAUCAAAUAUUCUCAAAAUCUUUCUUUCGAAGAUCAAAGUUAAUUUGGAUAGCACAAAUACAGCAAACGAUCACCAUAAUCUGAA